CGCGUGACUAGCAGCGGGUCACGUGACGCGCUGCCCGGCGGCGCUUCCCAAGAUGGCGGUGUGCGUCGCGGUGAUCGCCAAAGAGAAUUACCCUCUCUACAUCCGCAGCGCUCCCACGGAGAACGAGCUCAAGUUCCACUACAUGGUGCACACGUCCCUGGAUGUGGUGGACGAGAAGAUCUCUGCAAUGGGGAAGGCGCUGGUGGACCAGAGGGAGCUCUACCUGGGCCUGCUCUACCCUACAGAGGACUAUAAGGUAUACGGCUACGUGACCAACUCCAAGGUGAAGUUCGUCAUGGUGGUGGACUCCUCCAACACCGCCCUUCGAGACAACGAAAUCCGCAGCAUGUUCCGGAAGCUGCAUAACUCCUACACAGAUGUGAUGUGCAACCCGUUCUAUAACCCUGGCGACCGCAUCCAGUCCAGGGCCUUUGAUAACAUGGUGACGUCUAUGAUGAUACAAGUCUGUUGAGCAGGAGCUGUGCCGCCAGCCGUCCCCGCGGAGCAUCUGCGCGUAGCUGUGUGGAGGACAUGUCUGUCUGUUCCCAUUGUCUCUUCCCGAACGUGACCCCCGCUGCUUGAGGGCAAGAGCUCGUGCCUGGUACAUCUCAACUAAAGCUUUUGUGAGAUGAAA
This is a messenger RNA of Propithecus coquereli (Coquerel's sifaka), 634 nucleotides long. It is a transcript of the gene TRAPPC2L, whose product is annotated as trafficking protein particle complex 2-like. Gene Ontology annotation, biological process: endoplasmic reticulum to Golgi vesicle-mediated transport. The transcript is spliced from 5 exons. Gene Ontology annotation, cellular component: TRAPP complex; nucleus; cytoplasm. Lineage: Eukaryota; Metazoa; Chordata; Mammalia; Primates; Indriidae. Bases 53 to 472 code for a protein of 139 amino acids. The record is from RefSeq and is a predicted model, not a curated record.